AUGAAGGUCCUCAUCCUACUAUCUUUAAUCGCUGUGGCAUUAAGCCAGCCGAUCGACGAAGAAGUAGCCACAACUUUCAACUACCAUGAACACACCGGUGUCCAUGAGUACUCAAGAAUCAAGGCUAUUGAAGAAUCCAUCGAUUUUGAUGGUAACAGAAUAGUUGGUGGAGGCCCAGCCAAUCUAGGACAAUACCCACAUUUGGGUGGUCUGAUCAUCACACUCACCGACAACCGCCAAUCCGUCUGCGGAUCCUCGCUCAUAUCCCCAACGCGUCUGGUCACCGCAGCUCACUGCUGGUUUGAUGGCAGGAACAGAGCAAGGCAGUUCCUUGUAGUACUCGGCUCCGUACGUCUGUUCAGUGGCGGCAACCGGAUUACUACCAGCAAUGUUGUUACGCAUCCUAACUGGAAUACCAGAAAUGCCAACAAUGACGUCGCUAUCGGCCACAUUCCUCAUGUCUUAUUCACAAACCAAAUCAGCAGCAUAUCUUUGGCCACUGGAACCAACGCCUAUGUCGGUGCCACAGCUAAUGCUGCAGGAUUCGGUCUUCAAAGAGACGGAGGCCAAAUCACCCAAAGCCAAGUAAUGCACCACGUAUCUCUUCCAAUCAUCAGCAACGCACAAUGUCGUGAAACGUUCCGGACUCUCGUAAUAGCGUCAACACUUUGCACCAGCGGCGUUGGUGGUAGGAGCGUGUGCAGCGGAGACUCCGGUGGCCCUCUCGCCAUCGGAACCGGCAGAAAUGCAUUGCUGGUUGGCAUUACAUCCUUCGGUUCAACACGCGGCUGCGAAGUCGGCGAGCCUGCUGCAUUUGCCCGUGUCACUUCCUUCGCCAGCUGGCUUCAAUCUUAA
Pararge aegeria (speckled wood butterfly) is the source of this 855-nucleotide messenger RNA. RefSeq names its product brachyurin-like. Gene Ontology annotation, biological process: proteolysis. NCBI's taxonomy places the organism in Eukaryota, Metazoa, Arthropoda, Insecta, Lepidoptera, Nymphalidae. The coding region runs from base 1 to 855 and encodes 284 amino acids. The transcript has 5 exons. Gene Ontology annotation, molecular function: serine-type endopeptidase activity. The record is from RefSeq and is a predicted model, not a curated record.